AUGAGAGGGUGGAGAGCGUGGACGCAGGCUGCGCUAAUCGCGCUGGUGUUCCUGGGCUUCAGGCUCGUGUUCAAGCCAAGCCAGAACGCGGAAAUGCGCAGCGGGCCUUUCCCUCUGUGGAGGACACGCGUCCAGCGCGAGCCUAACGCAGAUGCCAGCCUCUCGAUCCCGCUGUUGGACAAGAUCAACAACUUUUGGCUGGUGGAUGGAGCCACGCAGAUCCGCAACUUCGGAAACAUUCGGCUGACCUCCCGGGGCCAGCUCGGCCAGUACGGCGUGGUGGUGUCGAACGGCGCAGGCGACAACGUCCUGGACGACUUCGAGACCGUGGUGUCGUUCAAGAUCCACAAUACCGGGGUGUCUAGCCAGUUCAUGGGCGACGGCAUGGUCGUCGCGAUCAGCCCAGAAAAGGACUACAUCCAGCAGAACAUGAUGUCGUCUUACGGGCGCUCGCAGUAUGAACACAAUUCUGGCGGUAUUAUAGGCAAUGACCGGGGUCUGAUGGGGCUUCCGCGUAACCUCCCUGGACUGGCGGUCGUCAUAGACACCUACAAGAAUGAUCCCAAGACGAGGUUGAAGCCCCCCUUUAUGUCUGUUCUCCUAAACAUGGACCCGCGCAAGCAUCACUACAGUGCUGCCACAGAUGGCACCGAAAGCACGGGACACAACUUGUGUCCCCUCAUCAAGCUGAAGCGCUCGCUGAUGUCUGGCAAAGACACGAAGCUCAGAAUUAUAUACCUGGAGAGCAUCGGGUUCCUCAAGGUCGACAUCAAGUACCCCGACAGUAACGAGUGGAUCGAGUUAUACCAACAGGACUCUAAUCUGUACCUGCCCAAAAAUAGAGUCACAGGGCAGAGGUACAUUGCCAUUGGUGCCCUCACCGGUCAAGCCACUCAAACCGUCGAGAUUCAGGGCGUCGAAACAUCUGAGUUCCACUGGGAUGAGCAUGAAGAGGAGGGCUUUGACUACGCCAAAGAGAUGCAAUAUUUCCUCGCGCAAGAGUACGGCGAGCGGGUAAAAAUAGGAGAGGAUGACUACGGUAAGUGGCUGCAGGUCAAGCGCCAGGGUGGGACGGACCAAGACCCAGUUGCGCGCAACAAGAGCAAGCAUUCCACGCUUUAUUAUAUGGCGAAGAUCUCUUUUGUAAUGUUUUUUCUCUAUGGGCUUUCACUUUCAAUCAGAAUCAGCAUCAAGAGGGCAGUGAGACUGAGGAGAAAGAAAAGCCAGGCCAGCAUUUUGGGCUGA
Molecule: messenger RNA, 1245 nt
Organism: Lachancea thermotolerans CBS 6340
Lineage: Eukaryota; Fungi; Ascomycota; Saccharomycetes; Saccharomycetales; Saccharomycetaceae
Gene: UIP5
Product: Uip5p
Exons: 1
Coding region: 1-1245 (414 amino acids)
Biological process (GO): Golgi organization; endoplasmic reticulum to Golgi vesicle-mediated transport; endoplasmic reticulum organization
Cellular component (GO): endoplasmic reticulum-Golgi intermediate compartment; endoplasmic reticulum membrane; Golgi membrane
Molecular function (GO): D-mannose binding
Source: RefSeq, a predicted model, not a curated record